CAGGACGCGCGGAGGCACCUCGGAAGCAGCCCCGCGGCGCGUGGAAAGGCAUCGGAGCGGCGGCCGAGAGUCCCCUCUUUAUUCUCUGACAAUAACCUGUCUUUUGUCUGUCCCUCACUGGGUUUCUCAAAAUGAAACUCGCUCAGGCCCACUGAAAACUCAGCAGAAGCUCUUGGAAAGGCAGCCAAGGUCUCAUUUCCCAUGGACUCCUGUCUGUCCAGAAUCGCGGCCACAAGUCCCAGCGUGUCGUGUGUUGUGCUGGAGGAACACUUCACUCCUAGGAAGGAAUAAAGCACGGCUGGAGCCGGGGACGCUGGAGGUCCGGGAAGCUGGCGGAGGGAGAAAGAAAGAGCGCCCCAGAGCCGGUCUUCUCGCUUCAGCACCCGGGAGGGAUGGACAGAGACUCCCAAGGAGGCUGCAGCCCCGGGCACACAAGUGCUUUGCCGCUGCCCAGCACAGCCAAGCACCCAGCUCCUCCUCGCAGCUAAAAGGCAGCGCCUCCUCCUCAUACCCUGUCCCCCUGGUCCCCUUCCUUGGUGGACGAAAAUUAACGGUGCCCGGCCUGUCCUCCUGCCUCGCGGCUCCGCGGAGUGCUCCACUCCACGCUUGAACUCGGGGCGGCGACUUCAAGAAUUUCGCCCUGGGGAGCCAGGAGAAAUGCAGGCAGGAGCUUGAAGUCUAAGUUCUUAGAAGCGCGAGCAACCAUGGGCUCUGCAGCAGGGGCUGGAAUACUCAGAGGCCCACAGUUCUUGAAAUAAGAAUGUUCCCGAGUGGAUUGCAACUGCUGUGGAAAUAGCUUUUGUGAGGCACUGGAGAUCUACCCAAACCCAACGUUCAGGAAGCUGUACUUAGCAGGUCUCUGUCAUGUUCCAAGAACUCCUCCUGAAGGCAAACUGACAUAUCCUCCUGCUCAUCAUUGUUUCCUGCAAUAGUGACAUAGAAACACUGGCCAAAGUUUUUACAGAGAUUGAUCUAUUCAAAUGUUUCUGCUAUUCUUAUCAUUUAUGGAUGGGAAUUAUACAUUUAUGAGAACAUAAUUACUGAGAGCACAUUCUCAGUGGACACAGCACAUGGAUUUCAGAACCACCUGUGAGGAGACAAAGACAGGGGUUUGCUUGCUGCAAGAUGGAAGUCAGGAGCCUUUCAAAGUCCGGCUGCACCUUGCCAGAGACAUCCUAAUGAUCCAGGAGCAGGAUGUAAUAUGUGUGUCGGGUGAGCCUUUCUAUUCCGGUGAAAGAACGGUGACCAUCAGAAGGCAAACAGUAGGAGGAUUUGGAUUAAGCAUAAAGGGAGGUGCUGAACAUAAUAUUCCAGUUGUCAUUUCCAAAAUCUCCAAGGAGCAAAGAGCGGAACUUUCAGGACUACUCUUCAUUGGGGAUGCAAUUCUACAGAUAAAUGGAAUCAAUGUGAGAAAAUGCAGACAUGAGGAAGUGGUUCAGGUUCUUCGGAAUGCUGGAGAAGAAGUGACUCUAACAGUGUCAUUUUUGAAAAGAGCACCUGCUUUCCUCAAACUCCCAUUGAAUGAAGAUUGUGCAUGUGCUCCGAGUGACCAGAGCAGUGGCACCUCCUCUCCCCUCUGUGACAGUGGCUUGCACCUCAACUACCAUCCCAACAACACAGACACACUCUCCUGCUCCUCAUGGCCCACGUCUCCAGGCUUGAGAUGGGAGAAGCGGUGGUGUGACCUCAGGCUGAUUCCCUUGCUGCAUUCCCGUUUCUCACAGUACGUGCCUGGGACUGACUUGACUAGGCAGCAUGCCUUCCAAGUUGUUGCUGUGGAUGGGGUCUGCAGUGGGAUUAUCCAGUGCCUCUCUCCUGAAGACUCUAGUGACUGGCUCCAAGCAAUAGCAGCCAACAUUUCAAACCUCACGAAGCACAAUAUUAAAAAAAUCAACAGAAACUUUCCUGUAAAUCAGCAGAUAGUCUAUAUGGGCUGGUGUGAAGCCCGCGAGCAAGACCCUCUGCAAGACCGUGUAUACUCGCCAGCAUUUCUUGCUUUGAGGGGCUCAUGUCUUUACAAGUUCCCAGCACCUCCAGUGACUACAUGGGACUGGACCCGAGCAGAGAAAACAUUCUCAGUUUAUGAAAUUAUGUGCAAGAUUCUCAAGGACAGUGACCUGCUGGACCGGCGGAAACACUGCUUCACAGUUCAGUCCGAGUGUGGGGAAGAUCUCUAUUUCUCUGUGGAGUUAGAGUGUGACCUUGCCCAGUGGGAAAGAGCCUUCCAAACAGCAACCUUUUUAGAAGUGGAACGGAUACAGUGCAAGACUUAUGCAUGUGUGCUGGAGAGUCAUCUCAUGGGCCUGACCAUAGACUUCAGCUCAGGAUUCAUCUGCUUUGAUGCAGCCACAAAGGCUGUGCUUUGGAGAUAUAAAUUUUCUCAACUUAAAGGCUCUUCAGAUGAUGGCAAGAGCAAAAUCAAAUUUUUGUUUCAGAAUCCAGAUACAAAACAAAUUGAAGCAAAGGAAUUGGAAUUUUCAAAUUUAUUUGCUGUUCUUCACUGCAUUCAUUCAUUUUUUGCGGCCAAAGUAGCAUGUCUGGACCCUCUAUUUUUAGGUAAUCAGGCUUCUGCCUCUGCUGCUGGCACCUCUGCAACAACAAGCAAAGCAAAGUAUACAAACUGACGUACUGAGCAGUUUUUGACAUUUACCAUGACUAGUUAAACCCAUGAAGACCCCAAAGAAACCACUGUAUCUCCACAUUGAUAAAAUCAGACUUAAAUUUUAGGGAAAAGGUCAUGAGACGUCUCAGACAUAAUUGUCUUCUGGAAGGCACCUGGACAUAAUCCCAAAUGAACUCCCUCACUUGAUUUGUAUCAGUGUUUGCUUUCACCAAGCAUGAAGACAAAAAAAAAAAAAAUGGAUGGUGUAAUAUAUGUAAAUAAUAUAAAAACUGUAAGGUACUUAUAAAUAAAA
This is a messenger RNA of Jaculus jaculus (lesser Egyptian jerboa), 2915 nucleotides long. It is a transcript of the gene Sntg1, whose product is annotated as syntrophin gamma 1. The transcript is spliced from 20 exons. The coding region runs from base 1071 to 2624 and encodes 517 amino acids. Lineage: Eukaryota; Metazoa; Chordata; Mammalia; Rodentia; Dipodidae. The record is from RefSeq and is a predicted model, not a curated record. Gene Ontology annotation, cellular component: intracellular anatomical structure; dystrophin-associated glycoprotein complex. Gene Ontology annotation, molecular function: protein binding; structural molecule activity.